Hippocampus comes (tiger tail seahorse) is the source of this 2896-nucleotide messenger RNA. It is a transcript of the gene pibf1, whose product is annotated as progesterone immunomodulatory binding factor 1. The record is from RefSeq and is a predicted model, not a curated record. The transcript has 18 exons. NCBI's taxonomy places the organism in Eukaryota, Metazoa, Chordata, Actinopteri, Syngnathiformes, Syngnathidae. The coding region runs from base 539 to 2824 and encodes 761 amino acids. Gene Ontology annotation, biological process: cilium assembly. Gene Ontology annotation, cellular component: microtubule organizing center.
AACGACGCUGUGUUACUCUUAACUUACUAGUAGUACAACAUUUGGCCUAAUAGUACGACCUCUAAUUGCAUAUUAAUAAUGAGUAAACGCUCGGCUUUCCAAACGGAUAGACAAAAAGAGUUGUACUGCGCGUAUAUUACAACAGGGGGCACUUCAAGUAACAAGUCAACGUCAACGCAAGGGUACGUUUCAUCUCAGUUUUUCAGGAUCUUAUCGGCCUCGGUCGUCCUUCCUCUGUUUCAACGUUAGUUUACUCAUAUCGAGCACAUACAUAGCGGCAAAUAAGAUGUACCCUGGGACUGUUGUGGAACGAAGCGGGACCCUUGAAAAUAACGAAGUGUGUUUCUGACAGCUUUCCUCUUUAUGGCGUCUUGUUAGGUGCUUACAUAAUUUGAAAGAAGGUAUGUAAAUACAAUUAACAUGGCGCGCCACUCGAGCUCGUUUCGGCCAGUUAACUUUGUCGUUCCACAACCUAGUUCUGGACAUAUUGACGCUUAGCUUUUUAGCAUUAGCUAGCCAGCCGGGGUGGAAAAAGAACAUGCCCCCGAAGAAGCCAAAGUCGAGGGCCGCCAACGUCUCCAGCUCUCUGGACCUGGAGUCGGAGGAUGUCAGCCUGGAGACCACCGUGCCCACCGCCGAGGAUGUCUCCUCGUCGGACGAGGUGCGGCCGGGGUCGCAGAAGCUCAUCCGACAGCUGAUCGAGAGGAAGGAGCUGCUUCAGAACGUCCAGCUGCUGAAAAUCGAGCUUUCCCAGAAAAACCUCGCCAUAGAUAACUUGAAGGCCGACUACAUGUCCAAGGUGGAGGAGCUGGACGAGAGACUGAAUGAUGCUCUCCAUCAGAAACAAGUGUUGGCGCUGAGGCUGGACAGUGAGCUGAAGCUCGCUCAGGAGGACAACAGAAAGCAGCAGGCUCUGCGCAAGAAGGAAAUGGAUGAAAUCCUGCUCCGGCAGCAGCAGCUGGAGGAGGCCAACCUGCAGAUGCGGGAGAAGGCUGGAGAGCUCCGCCGCUCUCUCCGGGACUUGGACAUGUCGCACGAGCGCUACCUGGAGCUUCGCGACCUCCCCGAAGAGACCGUGUCCAUUCAGGAAUUUGUUGCUGUGCGCUUUUACGAAGCGGUGACUCCGUUACGGGCUCAGGUGGCUGAGCUGAGUGUGAAGAAAGACACUUUGAGCGAAGACCUAGAGAUGCAGCGGACACAAAUGAAGGCCCUGAUGGAGAGCUACGAGGAGGAACGCCGUCUCCGCACGGAGCUGGAGCUAAGGAGCCAGCGACUGACGUUGGAGCUGGCUGACACCAAACAGCACAUCCAAGAUGGGGACUACCGGCGUGAAAACUACCCCAACAUCAAACGCGAGCGUGACAUCUUGGAGGUCGAACUGAAGGAAGUGAAGGGAAGAUUCGAGACCCUGAACUUGACUCACGCGGCCCUCGGCAGGGAGCGAGAGACCCUCAGCAAAGAGAUGGCGACGUUGCAGCAGUCAGUGACGCUGCUGCAGAAGGACAAGGAGUACCUGCACAGACAGAACAUGGAGCUGAGCAUUCGCUGCGCACACGAGGAAGACCGGCUGGAGCGCCUGCAGGUGCAACUGGAGGACACCAAGAAGGCCCGAGAAGAUGCCUAUGAGAAAUAUGUCACAUCCAGCGAUCACCACAAGUCCGAGUAUGAGCGGAAGCUGAGAGACGAGCUCGAGAACAUCCGACUGAAGACCGGUCAGGAAAUCGAUAACCUGCAGAGAACAUCCAGGGAGAUGUACGAGAGGGAGAACAGAAACCUGCGCGAGGCCAGAGACAACGCCGUGCUGGAGAAAGAGCGGGCGUUUGCUGCCGAGAGGGAUACUCAGUCGCGAUACGACCAGCUUCUGGAACAGUUUCGCCAGCUGCAGCUCGGCACCGACAGCAGGGUCGCGCAGUUAUCCAACCAGACCAAGCUGCACUCCUUCGAAGCCGAGCGCGCUCAGCUGAUGAAGGAAGAGACGGACAAGGCUCUGGCCCAGUGCCAGGUGGAGUGUGAGAAGCUGCGCAAAAAACUGGAGGUUUUGACGCAGGAGUUUUACAGGCUGCAGACGUCAUCAGAGAAACGCACGGCGGAGCUUCACGCUCAGAAUGCCGAGCAGGCGUCCCGACUGGAGACGUACGAAAAACUGGAGCAGGAGCUGGACCAGGUCACCAUGCAGGCUGCCGAAAUCGAGAACGAGGAGGAAGCAGAGAGGGUCCUCUUCUCAUACGGCUACGGAGCCAACGUUCCCACCACGGCAAGAAGGAGACUUCAGCAGAGUGUUCACCUGGCCCGCAGGGUGCUCCAGCUGGAGAGGCAGAACACAUCGCUGAGGAGAGACUUGGAGAGACACCAGUCCCAAACAGGCCAGAUAUCCGAGGAGUUGUGCGCAGCCAACCAGCUGCUGGAGCAGACGCAGCAGCCCUACAGCUACCUGAUCGAGACGGUGAGACACAAGGAGGGACAGAUCAACACCCUGAAGCAACGCGUGGCUUCGCUCGAGGACGACGUCACUUCUCUGAGGAAAGAGCGGACGGCUCUGCUGCAGGUGAAGAACAACAUGGCCGCCGAUUUGGAGCGGCUCCUCAACCAUCGGGAGGAGUUAGCCAUGAUGAAACAGGUGCUGAUCAGUAUGCGCUCCCAACAAGAAAACGCCCUCAGCCCCUUGGAGGUGGACAAAGCCAAGCCAGGGACCGCCGGAUCAGGCAAGAAGCGGGACAGCGGGCCCGCCAAGGACGAGUCGCCCGGCAAACCUAAACCCACCGUUUUUACAAAAAGAGAAGCUCCUGAUUGGUUCCAAAAAGUCAAGCAGAAGCCCCCAAAGUGACUCAUUUGUGGAGGGUUUUUUUUUUUUGGUUUGUUUGUUUUUUUUUAAUCACAUUAAAAUGUUUUGACAUCA